Messenger RNA from Ctenopharyngodon idella (grass carp), 2080 nucleotides. Its product is annotated as gastrula zinc finger protein XlCGF57.1-like. NCBI's taxonomy places the organism in Eukaryota, Metazoa, Chordata, Actinopteri, Cypriniformes, Xenocyprididae. The record is from RefSeq and is a predicted model, not a curated record. Gene Ontology annotation, molecular function: DNA-binding transcription factor activity; RNA polymerase II cis-regulatory region sequence-specific DNA binding. The coding region runs from base 99 to 1373 and encodes 424 amino acids. The transcript is spliced from 3 exons. Gene Ontology annotation, biological process: regulation of transcription by RNA polymerase II.
CUGGAAUAUUCCCAUCAGCCUACAAGUGAAGACGAGCAUCAAACCAUCAGAAGAGCUGAAAUCUGCAAAGACAGAGUUUAUUGAAGGACAGUGAGAACAUGAGAGAUCCAGAACACUGCAGAAUGAAACACACUGAAGAACAAAGAGACAUGAUGCUGGAGAAUGAGGAGGGUGCAGAGAAGAAACAUCAUGUCGAAAAUGGAAAAGAAACUGGCUUGCAGAUUGAAAGUAUUUCUUUACUGAAAAAAAGAGACAAGAAAUGUUUCACCUGCCGUCAGUGUGGAAAGAGUUUCGCAUACAAACAGAGACUUGAGGUUCACAUGAGGGUCCACACUGGAGAGAAACCGUUCACAUGUGAUCAGUGUGGAAAGAGUUUCACAAACAAAAAGAAUCUCAAGGAUCACAUCUUAGUCCACACUGGAGAGAAACCAUUCAAAUGUGAUCAGUGUGGGAAGGAUUUUAAACAACAAGGACAUCUUAAGGAACACAUAAAAAUCCACACAGGAGAGAAACCGUUCACAUGUGAUCAGUGUGGAAAGAGUUUUAAAUACAAAAAGAGUCUCAAGAUUCACAUGAUGAUUCACACUGGAGAGAAACCAUUCGCAUGUGAUCAGUGUGGAAAGAGUUUUGCACAUCAAGUUCACCUUAAUGAACACAUGAACAUCCAUACUGGAGAGAAACUGUUCACAUGUGAUCAAUGUGGCAAAACAUUUUUGUGGGCUUCAGGCCUGAAGAUCCACCUGAAAGUUCAUUCAAAGGAGAAACCACAUUCAUGUUCUUUGUGUGGAAAGAGUUUUUUGCAUCUGCAAAAUUUAAAAGUUCAUCAGAAAAGACAUACUGGUGAAAAAGCUUAUGUGUGUUUUGAGUGUGGGAAGAGUUUUAUUACAAUUGGAGAUUUGAAAAUGCACCAGAGAAUACACACUGAAGAGAAACCUCACAAGUGUUCACACUGCGACAAGAGAUUCAGUCAGUCGGCACAUCUGAAAACACACGAGAGGAUCCACACUGGAGAGAAACCUUACAAGUGUUCACACUGCGACAAGAGAUUCGGUUAUUUAGGAGACCUGAAAAAACACGAGAUGAUUCAUACUGGAGAGAAACCUUACAAGUGUUCACACUGCGACAAGAGAUUCAGUCGGUCAGAACAUCUGAAAAAACACGAGAUGAUUCACACUGGAGAGAAACCUUACAAGUGUUCACACUGCAACAAGAGAUUCAGUCGGUCAGACCUUCUGAAAACACAUGAGAGGAUCCACACUGGAGAGAAACCGUAUCACUGCACUGCAUGUGGGAAGAGUUUCAUCCGAUCAUCUGCUCUACACAGUCAUACAAAAAACAAUCACAGCGACAGCGUUGUCAAACUCAUCCCCUGAACGAAAGCUGACAACUAAUUCUUCAGAACUCCUCCAGGAAGCGGACAAACAAUUUGAGUUAAAAAUUCAGGACACGAACAAAGCAUCAGAUGAGAAGACCGAGUGGAGAUCAUAUCAGAAUCAAAUGGGUUAUCAGCUUCAUUCAAGCCAUCUAACUACUCUCAUCUCAUUUUUAUUUCUUUUACUUAGUUUCUUUUCUUUUCCAUUGAGAGUCUUGUGUUUUAAGUUAAGUUUUGCCCCAAAGUUUAGUCCACAACUCUAUUGUUUUGCCCGCCUGAAACUUCAACUCCACUCAUCUGUUCAUCCAACAACACACCAGAAUGUGAUUGGCUUCCCGAGACGUCACUUCAGACACGACUAACCCUCAGCGAAUCAAUGAACUGGGGAAAUCCCUUUCAGUAAGGACGCUACAGAUCAAAGACACACAAAAAAAGCAAGAAAUGCCUCCAAUUCUUGCCAAAUUGGUGCAUUGAUAUAAAUUUAAUAACCCCUCCUAAGAAAUGAUAGAAGGAUUAACUUAAUGAUUGAUUGUUCGUUCAAGUCAUGUUUAUAAAGUGCAUAGGCAUAUAGUGUUAGAAACAUGGAUUUUCAUCAUUUCACUCUCUUUCUUUCUUUCUGCAACUCAUGUGAAUGUGUGUGCGCAUGUGUUUGUGUUAUGUAUUAGUUUUUUGUGUUCGAAUAAUCAAUAAAGUCUCAUUUGUAUUGCA